Stegodyphus dumicola is the source of this 9485-nucleotide messenger RNA. RefSeq names its product Calcium channel protein beta subunit (gene Ca-beta). The record is from RefSeq and is a predicted model, not a curated record. Lineage: Eukaryota; Metazoa; Arthropoda; Arachnida; Araneae; Eresidae. Gene Ontology annotation, biological process: calcium ion transmembrane transport. Gene Ontology annotation, cellular component: voltage-gated calcium channel complex. Gene Ontology annotation, molecular function: protein binding; voltage-gated calcium channel activity.
AGAACUUAGAACAGUAUCUGAGUUUAAUUCAAAUUUCUGAGCUACCUGAAGAACGACAGUAAUUGUGACUUUUUUCUUAUCUUUAUAUAUUUGCGUAGAUGUGUGAUAAUUGCCUUCGAUAUAAUACUACUGAUAAGAUUAUUCGUUGUGUUCUAGAAAGGAGGUAAAAUAUUAUACUACUACUAUUUUUCGGAACAUCGGUUUAUCUUCCACUUUUUUUGCAAUGCCAAAUUUUUAGAGACAUUAAAUUAUUGCAAUCGUUUGAAUUUUGGUACCAUUUAUCGCAGAUAAUUUAUUUUGAAUUUGUGUUAUUAUUCUCUCAUUUAAUAGUUGAGAUUGCUUGCUAAGAAAAAUUUCUGCGAUACCUCCAGGACAACUUUUUCUGCCAUUCAGUUUCUGUUCAUAAGAAGAAUUCCGUUAAGGUGCAGUUGGUAGUGGCUCUCACAGCAACGCGCUAUUCUGAGCCAUAAGAGAGUAACUUUGAAAUACUAUUCGCAACCGUACUUAUUUUAUAAAGUAGCCAUUUGCGGUGAAGGUGUGUGAUCAGCAAUUACCUUUCCCAGAAUGCCCAUAGCACCCCAUACUAUGAGUAAACGCCUCCUAGCGAAAACUAUCAAGAAACUCAAUCCUGGCGUCAAAAAACAGGGGUCAGCGGACUCAAAUUAUAGCCAGCCAUCUUCAGACCUGUCUCUGGAUGAGGAACGCGAGGCGAUGCGCCGGGAGACCGAACGGCAGGCACUGGCCCAGUUGGAGAAGGCUAGGACGAAGCCAGUUGCCUUUGCUGUUCGAACGAAUGUUGCAUAUGAUGGGAACCUAGAUGACGAUUCUCCAGUGCAUGGUUGUGCAAUUUCUUUUGGAAUUAAGGAUUACUUGCACAUCAAAGAAAAAUAUAAUAAUGACUGGUGGAUAGGUCGUUUAGUGAAAGAAAACAGUGAUAUUGGUUUCAUCCCUAGUCCUGUAAAAUUAGAAAAUCUGCGGUUGCAGCAAACGCAACAUAGUGGUAACAAGAAAAUAAAUCCUAGUAAAGCUAGUUCUGCUUCAAAUAUCGGUGGUGUAACUAAUGAUGUAACAAAUGUCAGGUCAACCUCUAGAGGUUCAACUCCAACUACUCCAGUCUUCGACGUGGAUCAAAAUGGGUUAGAAACUGUUGUUGGGGACGACAGUGACAGUCUGGGCAACAGUAAACUUGGAAAGACUGUCACUACGCCGCCAGCCAAAGAAAAAAAGAAACCAUUUUUUAAAAAAUCUGAGAACAUUCCCCCAUAUGAUGUAGUGCCUUCAAUGCGACCCGUUGUCUUGGUAGGGCCUUCCCUCAAAGGUUAUGAGGUCACAGAUAUGAUGCAGAAAGCUUUGUUUGAUUACCUGAAACAUCGGUUCGAGGGACGAAUUAUCAUCACGAGGGUUACAGCAGACAUAUCAUUGGCAAAAAGAUCGCUGCUGAAUAAUCCAAGUAAACGAGCUAUUAUGGAAAGAGCAAACAGCCGGUCAUCUUGUUUAGCUGAAGUACAAGCUGAAAUCGAGCGAAUAUUUGAGCUUGCACGAACUCUGCAGUUAGUAGUCCUUGAUUGCGAUACCAUCAACCACCCAUCUCAGUUGCUGAAGACCUCUCUUGCACCCAUUGUAGUAUAUGUGAAAAUUUCUUCUCCAAAGGUUCUGCAGAGGUUAAUUAAAUCUAGGGGGAAAUCUCAAAGCCGAAAUCUCAACGUACAAAUGGUGGCAGCUGAAAAACUUUCUCAGUGUGCUCCAGAAAUGUUUGAUGUGAUUUUGGAUGAAAACCAGUUAGAAGAAGCUUGUGAACAUCUUGCAGAGUUUCUUGAAGCAUAUUGGAGAGCCACUCAUCCUCCAAAUAAAACACCACCCCCUAUUGUCCCCAGACCAAUUCCUUCCCCUCAUCCAUCACCGCGACUUGAAGAACCUAGAGGUGGAGUUGGACUUCUGAGGCAUAAUUCUACACCACCUGGCAUCAAUUACAGAUCUGAAACUGAAAGGAGGCCUAGACAUUCAGAUGAACCAAUGUCUCCAAGUAUGGAGGUUGAUCCACAAAGUGAUUACAGAAUGAUGGCCCGCGAUCCACCUCCUAGGAGAGAACUUCCUCCUAUAGUAGUACCUGGUGACAGAGGAAUAGCUGGUGGAGGGGGAUAUGGACCUCCAAUUGGCGGACCUUCUGACAGAGAUAUGCAUCCUUUACCUGAUCGGUAUCCUCAAACACACCAUUCACAACAGCAUCGAGAACCAAUGAUAAUGGAUUUUAGUGACCAAGAAUAUAGUGACCGUGCUGCUUGGGAACGAGGGAUUGUGAGAGACCGUGACCGUGAAAGGCCACAGCAUGACUAUUACAUGGAUGAAGUGGAUUCCCAGAUGAAGAUGAGAUUGGAUGAUCGUGGGCCACCUAUGGAUUAUGGAGGUGGACGUUAUGGACCAUCAGAAAUGAGGGAAAUGAGAGAAAUGCCUGAUCCACGUGAUAUGCGACAUCAGCCACAUCAUCCAUAUGACAGAGAUUAUCCAUCUCCCCAUAGGGGGCAGACAAUGGUACACAGAGAUAUAUUAUGAAUGGCCUUCUCACCUUCAUUGGGGCAUUUCUUGGAAUGUAAUGAACUAUUAAACAAAUAUUUCAGCAAUGUACCUUUUAGGGAAAACCCUAAAAAGACAAGAGAGUCUGAAGUAUUUGGACAGUGGCAUGGUUCAUUCAUUGGGUCCUUAUUAUUUUCUAUUUGUUACUGAAAUAAACCUUUCACUGUUGAAUUCUUCAGUGUCACAAAUGUCAACUUUCCUCUUUGGUCAAAUAUCUGCCCACAACCUCUUAAGAAUGGUUCUGUAAAUCAAGGCUGGAAUUGUGACAUUCUACUGUGUUUCAUCUAUCGCUGCCUUCACAAAGUCCAUCCCAGCACUGUUUGUUGGUUUGUUGUUCAUUGUCGUCAUGUAAUAAAAAAAAAAUUUAAAAAAAGAAAGAAAGAAACUAACCUCAGAAUGUGCUUUGACCUCAUAAAGCUACUCCUAGUCAAUGUGCAUGCUCAACUUUAGAGGCAAAUGUUGACUAUUGAUGUUGUCUUAAAUUACAAAUUAUAAUGACAAAUUUCAGUUAUUAAAUCAUUAAAGAUUGAAGCUUAUUAGACUAAAAGAUAUAUUAAAGAGCCUUAAUUUGAAGUUAUAGGAGAAUAGCUAUAAUUUAUUUUUUCAAGCCAGCAGAAAAUGCACUUUUUUGUUGCAUCUUCUUUGUGGCAGUUUUGAAAUUUAAGUAUUUCUGAUUUGAAGAGACAUGUUAUUAUGGAUGUUUAACAAAUAUUUUAAUAAAGCAUUUCAUUUUAAAUAUGCAAAACAAAAUUUCUUAGAUGAUUCUUGCUGUUGCAAGAAGAUUCACAUAGUCAUGUGUAGAAUUUUCCACUGUACGUCUGUAUAUGUAUGGUGUCCUGAAAUUCAUAGCCACAUUGGCUUUUUUAUGAGAAGUAAAAUGCAUUAGUUGCAUAUCGCCUGUGAUGUGCUAACAUUGUUAUACGGCAUCGGACGAAUGAUGAUGAUGCAAGCCUAAAGACAUUCUAGUUGAUUGGAAAGGUACAAAGUAGACUACUAGACAGAAUCAACACCAUUUAGAACUUCCUUUCAUGAGAGAUUGUUGAAUACAGAAUAUAACUGCUAGUCAAAGCUGCAUGUACAUACUUGUUUGUAAAGCCACAAUUUGGAGGCAAAACUCUACUUCUUUACCAGUAUAUCACCGAAUUUAUUUGAAGUUCUGGUUCAUGUAGAGUUUAAUGUUUUGUGUUUAUUCUUAGAAAAAUUGACAGUAGAGAUUUUUUCUGCAUAUUAACAAAUUCGACUCUCUGCUGUCAGUGCCUAAUGUUCUCUAAUCCUUCAUGAAAUGAUGCAUUUUGAGCUGUCAUACAUUUCAUGCAUAGGGUGCAUUGUCUCAGCUAUUUUGUGUACAUGAACGUAGAAGGUCCCUUUCUUGUAAAACUGGUUAUAUGUACAGUUGUACCCAUCUUUUUUAAUUUUUAGGUUUUCCCUAAUGUUGCAAAAGGAAUUUUAAAAUAAAGAAGAUUGUGUUUAUAUUAAUAAAAUGUUUCAAAAGAACUAUUGUUCAAAGAAGUCAUAAUUUAAUAUUAUUUUUCUCAUUCAGUAAUAUAAUAGGAGGAUUGUUGAUUUUGUAAAAUGUCUUUUUAUAUUCAAAUUGCAAUUUGAGUACUAUAUUUUGCAUUCUGUUUUAUAGUAAAGUUUCCUUGAAAAAAAAAAAUUUUAAUUAUUUCAUUUCGAUAGAAAGAGAUAAAGUGUGAAGCAUUGCUAUAGAUAUCCUUUUAAUUGUACUGUUAGCAUACACACAUAUAAAAUGUUUAAUUUUUGUUAUGAAAAAGAUAUUCAUCUGAUUUUUUUAUUAGAAUUUUCAUAAAAUAAAGAAAAAAGGUUUAAUUCUGUUAUUUCUGAAUAAUACAAGUGGCAGAACAUGUAUGGCUGUUUAAACUCAGUUUUCAUACAACCUUUCCAUCUACAUUGUACAUUAAAAAACUACAAACCAGCUAUAUAUUUUAGCUCCUGUAAGAUAUUCCUUCAUGCUGUUAAAUCCCCAACAGUGUUAAAGUGAUUGUGAUAAGAAAUCAAGAGCUAUAAACUCUAUUGGAAAGUUAUGGAAAUUGGAAGAUUUUUUUCAAAUUUUAUUUAUUAUUAAAUCUUUUCCUCUGCAGUUAAAGCAAUCAUUAAAUUCAUUAUAUUAAAAUGUAGUUUAUGUAUAAAUACUUUUUAUAUUUAAUUUUUAUUUUGAUGAAAGCAAAGUUAAACUUUAUGUAUAAAAAUACGCUAGAGCAGGAUUUCUAAAAAUCACCUGGUGUGUUCCUCAAAGUUUGUGCUCUUUGAGGCUAUAUGGGUAUUCUGAAAAAGGAGACAGAUUUUACUUAAUUUUCACCAAGAUAUGAUUAUUAAAUAUUAUAAAAAUUGUAAAUUAUCAUGUAAUUGUGGCAUAAUUAAAUUUGCUGAACUUCAGAAUCUUCUUUAGUAAAUUUGAGUUAAGUAUGAUAUAAUUUCUCAAAAAGUUAUUUUCUAUACCUUUAUGUUAGCAAAUAAGACAAAGGUUGUAUGUUCUUAAUAUGACAGAUGCACUUUAUGCAUGAAGAAGAAUUUUUACAUGCAAAAUAUUUUGACAUAUUGCCACUAGUCAUUUUUAGAGCACCAAAAGUAUCUGUACCGCAUUAAAAGCCAGAACCAUUUGAAACAAAUGCACCGCUGAACUAAAACUGAAAAGGUGAUUUAUUACCAUUUCUUGCUUUAGUGUAUAUAUUCUGAUGUAAAUAAUGUUUUUAAGAUAUUUUAUAGAUUGCACAUUUAUUUAAAUGCAUUUUUAUGCUGAAAUUUUAUUAUACUGUAUUUAAUUGCAUAAUUCCUCUUUUCACUUCGAAAAUUGAAUAACUUCUUAAUGAAUAUGAAAGGAAAUUUUCAUGUUCUGACUGAUUGUUUCCUUUAUCUAUUCUUGCAAUAAUCCAUUACCUUUAAAUUCUGGUAAUUGUAUAUUUUACAUUCAUAUUGCUGUUUUGCAAUAAUCUGCAUGUAAAAAAUGUUUUGAUGCUUGCUGCAUUUUGACAGUCAUUAUUUUUCGUAAUAGUUUUAAAAAAAUCUAAUUUCAUGCAAUGAAAUUUGAAAGAUUUUUUUAAUUUAUCAAUUUAAAAGAUAUAAAUGUCUACUAAAAUAUAGAUGAUUCACAAAGGUUAUUUCAAGUUACUUGUAUCAAAUUAUGAUUUUUUAAAGGAAGAAUAUUCUUUUUGAUGUUGUAAAUUAUGAAAUUUGCAUUUAAUAAUAUGUUGCACAUUUUUAUUAUGAUUUUUUCAUUUAGCUCUAAUUAUUAAACAAUUAAUGAAAGUUGUUGCACUCAUAGGAUUACUUCUGUGAGGAUUAUUGAAAUAGAUACAUGGGAUGCAUUUCUGAAUUUUUGGGGGGGGCUUUGCUAAUGAGUCCAGUUUCAUCUUUUUGUAGGGAAAACUAAAAUUAUAAGGACAAAAUUUUAAUGGGAAAGUUGUUUGAUAUUUUCGUGCAUUUUAUCUUUAAAAUAUCUUAUGUCAAACAUUUAGCACUUGCUUUAAAAUAUUUUAACACAUUGGUGUUAUUGAGGCUAACUGCAAAAUACUUCGGCAUAUACAAGUCAUCAAUAUAAAAUUUACCCAACAUUUAAAAAUUUUCCGUGUUCUUUGAGGAAAGCUGUUUUUGCUUUCUUUGUAGGAGUCUGGAAUUUUUUUUUUUUUUUUUUAUGCUGUAAUUUUUAUGUCUGUCACUGAGCUGUAUCAUGUUUUUCAGGUGAAAAAUAAUCAGCACAUUUUUCAGAUAAUCGUAUAAUAAAUCUAACUAGCAUCAUAAAAUAGUUUUUUCUGUUUAAAAAUACUUUUUUAAUGAAUAUUAGAGUAAUUUUGCAAUUAAAUAGAGUAAUAUGUAUUAAAAAUGAAUAUAUGUUGCAUAUAGAAAUGAAAGAAUUAAUUUUACAAAUAAUUGAUGGAAUAAUGAAACGUUUCUUGUUGCAGAAUACAAAAAUAUAAAUCCUGUUAAGAAAAUAUUACUUGCUUAUGAAUACUGUCAUAUUAAAAAAAUUGUCUUUAUAUAUAACAUUGAUAUUAUAGCAUUCAUAUUAUUAGAUUAUUUUAACAAAUUGUAUAUUUUUUGUUCUAAGUCUUGUCUUGAAUAUUUAUUAUCAAAUAUUGAAACAAUUUGUUUGUGAUACUGUUUAAUUCUAAGAAAAGGAGCCACAUGUGCAUUUAUUAAAAAUUUUUAAAUAUGUAUAUAUAAGGAGAAAUAUUUAAUACAGAAAUUUGUCAGUGGCCUUAUUUUGUAUUUAAUAGCUGAUUAGUAUAAUGACUAGUAAUGCUAGUAGUAGGAAUAAAAUAAAAAGCAGAGUGCUAAAAGCAUAAUAUGUGCAUAUGAAUUUACAUAUAUUAAAGUUAAAAAGCACUGGUGACACACUAAUUUUAUGCUAUUGUCAAUAUGCAUUUAUAUGAAGUUCUUAACGACUAAAACUCGUCUGAUACUUUACAUUAUCAUACAAUCGUAAUCUUCUUAUUCAGCCAACUGCUGCAUAAUGUUCAUUCUAUAUAGUCUUACUUAUUUUGUUUCUGAAUUCGUAACUUCAUUUAUUUAUUUAUUUUAAAUCGGACUUUGCUUUCCAUGUGCAGUUACUUUUUGGGGACCAAAUACUUCUUUUUAAAGUAUAUUUUAAAUGCUUAACAUUGUUUGUACAAUAAAGGUGUAUUCUGUACACUGACUUACAUAAUAACUUUUAAUAUAAUUCAUAAAUUUAGGAAUCUAUGGUCCUGUUGUGCAAUUUUGAAUAUUAGAUACUUUUAAUGUUAAAUUUAAAAGCAUAAUUUAGAAAAACAAAAACUAUGUCAAGGCUAUGUGGUGAUAUCAAUUAAGCUUUCAGCAACUGUAAAAGGAAAAUAAUCAUUUUGAUAUUGAGAAAAUUAAAAAUCAAAUAUAAGGGAACCUCAGUCUGUUGUAUUCCAAUAGGAUAAAGGAAAGAAAUUAUGAAUACUAGAAAACGAUUAAAUUGGGAGAAUAUCACACUUUUCAAAUAAAUAACAUAUUGUAAAUAAAUAGCAUUUAUUGCUUUUGACAUGAAUACACUACAUUAAAAGCUACCUUCUAAUAAAAAUAAUGAUGCAUCGCCCUUUGCUUCUUGAUUAGGGCUAAGUCUCAACUGAAAAUACAACUUUUCAAUACUGAAAUGUUUACACUUGCUUCUACUCUGCGCAUAAGAAAUGAUCUUUUGCAAAGCUUUGCAAGAUUUGGUAACGAUAUAAUCUUUCGUUCAAUUUUUAUUUUCUUCCUUUGUAUUCCUUGUAGACUCUGAACAUGACUUCAGAAAUUAUGCCGCAGGUGAAGUGUUAAUAUCACUGUGUUCUCCAAAGGAAAGAUAAUGCAAAUAAUAAAUAUGUAUUUCACUUUAAAUUCCUCCCCCGCAAAAAAAAAAGUCCAGCAUGAAAUGUAACAGAAAUGUUAUUUAUGAACUAUUAAUGAUAUAAAAUCUUAGUUUUGGAAAUGGUGAAUACAGAAAUUAUAUUAUUUGGAUAAUCAAAACAUAUGAGGGCUAUCUGCCUAAGAAGAGGGAUGCCUUUGUUGAGAAUUUUCUAAUGGAAACUGGCUCAUAUUCACAUUACAUAUGGAAAAAAACAAGAAAACACCUAUGCAAGCAGUUUGCUUGCUAGGGUUGAAAUCUGCCUCAAGCAACCAUUGUUCAUCAAUCUUAAUCACUUUCCACACUACUGUGCCAUAGAAAUAAAUUAUGCUGUUCAUGUAGAGCAUCAUUCAGACAAAAAUGGCGACAAUUUUGUAGGAUACAAAGAUAAUGAUACACUGAGGUUCUAAUAUAAUAAGAAUUUUGCCUGAGGUUUAAUUACUAUUUUAUAAUAAAUGUGCUAAGCUUUUGUAUGUUAUAUCUGAAACAAAUUAAGUGUACUCUUUGGAAAUAAAAAUUUAGUAGAUUUUGCAAUAGAUAAAAAGCUAGUGUGGUUUAUAAUUCUAAUUGAUUUUCUACAUGUUAUUAUCAAAUGUAUGGAAGCUUCUGACCACUAUCUUAAGUACAGCUGUUUUAUGUGCUCUUAUAAGGAAACAGAUAUUGCUGCAAUGAAAGGCACUUUGGUUUGUUGAGAAAGCAUUGAGUAAACAAAAUAAAUGAACAGAUACAAUUUAUAGCCAUGAUACUUCAGCUAUUGCUUUAAAUUUCCUCUAAUGGACUUGCUGCUAUAUUUCAUAAAACACGCAUAAACUUCUAAUGUUCCUUUAAAUUCCGUGUGUGUUUUUUAAAUUUCUUAAAAAAUAAAAAUUAUAAUCUCUUACUGCUUAUGUAUUUUCCGCAAUACAUUUCUGCUAACCACAGUUUUUUACUAACUUCAUUCAGGAAGACAUUAAUGGAUAAAAAAGAUUUCUUGCUUAUCUCUAUGUAACUUUCCCGAUAAAAGUAUGCAAAUUGCCCAUUUGUAUAAAAAGGAAUUUUGAACUUUCAAAUAAACUAGCAAUUUAUUAAUUUUUUUAGUUCUCAUGCAAUGUUCUUCCCAGUAUAAUUAGCAUUCGAUAUAUGUAAAUAUAUUUGAAAGUUAAAGAAUUUUUUAUGAUUUUGUCUUGCUUUUCUUUCCAUUGCUAAAAUUGCUUUUAAAACUGUGGCUCUUUUUUGCAUAAUUAAACAACUUGCUAUCAAAUGGCCAUUUGAAUGACUUUUGUACAUUGAUUCUAGUGAAACAUGUAAAUUAUGUAUAAAGUCUGAUUUAGUUUCAUAUUUGCAUGCAAUGUAAAAGUUCUAAAACAAUGGAUAGUUCUAAAUCGGAAUAUUUUUCCAAGCCAGAUAAUUUUUUCCUUGCACUGGCUUUCAUAUUUGUCAUACUUUUAAUGCCUCCCGUGAUACAAAUGCUGCAAUAGAUGUACAAUUAAUGUCAUUACACUCAUUUAAGAAUUUGUUCCUCUUUAUUCGUUAUUUUUGUGGCUUGACUGCAUAAUAUAUAUAUAUUAUAUAUUAAAUUUCUGAAAUUUUA